Lemur catta (Ring-tailed lemur) is the source of this 1674-nucleotide messenger RNA. RefSeq names its product centromere protein A (gene CENPA). NCBI's taxonomy places the organism in Eukaryota, Metazoa, Chordata, Mammalia, Primates, Lemuridae. The transcript has 5 exons. The coding region runs from base 144 to 560 and encodes 138 amino acids. The record is from RefSeq and is a predicted model, not a curated record. Gene Ontology annotation, cellular component: nucleosome. Gene Ontology annotation, molecular function: protein heterodimerization activity; structural constituent of chromatin; DNA binding.
CGGGCGAUUUGAACGCUAGGCUGUGCAGAAGGCGGCCGGGCCUCCUCCAGAAUUCCCCCAUACGCCAGCCUUUCGCCCCCGAACCCGGAAAUCCGAGCACUCGGAGCCGUGGGGCUGGUCGCCGGGACUGUCCGCGGCCCGCCAUGGGCCCGCGCCGCCGGAGGCGCAAGCCCGAGACCCCGACGAGGCGCGUCGAGAGCCCGACCCCCGGCCCCUCGCGGCGGCGGCCCCCCGUAGCCCCUACCCCCCGUCAACAUCGUCGGAGGACAUUUGGAUGGUUACAGGAGAUCCGAAAACUUCAGAAGAGCACACACCUCUUAUUAAGGAAGGCCCCCUUCAGCCGCGUGGCAAGAGAAGUAUGUACUAAAUUCACUCGUGGUGUGGACUUCAAUUGGCAAGCCCAGGCCCUGUUGGCCCUACAAGAGGCUGCAGAAGCAUUUCUAGUCCAUCUCUUUGAGGAUGCUUAUCUCCUCACCCUACAUGCCGGCCGAGUUACUCUUUUCCCAAAGGACGUGCAGCUGGCCAGGAGGAUCCGAGGCAUUCAGGAAGGGCUCGGCUGAGCUCCUACACCAGUGUGUCUGGAUGAUGCCAGGGACUCUCUGGAGCCACAGCUAGAUCCAAUGGAGUCUGAGGUGCUGCCUGGACUUUGCUGUCUCUGAGCACUGUGUGCGUGUUGCAAGACAGCAUGACUUUCCUCUGUAACAGAGGUAACAUAUGAAACAAUCAACACAGUUCCAAAGGCCCGAAAAUUAUUUGCAGAUAAAGAGAUUCCGAGGUUGACUUCAGUUUGUGAGUUACUCAUAUGACUAUUUAAGGAUUUUGAAGAUACCAGAUUUGCUGUUUUAUGGGAGAAAAGGAAAUUUACAUAUUAUUUUAGAUCUUUCUGUACAAUUUACAUCUUUUACCAUUUGUACUUUUAUUUUAAACAUAAGGGAAAAAAUAAGAGAAGACCACUUUGACCAGUUGCAUGUCUAGCAUGCAGAUCUCUGCCUUUCAGCUCAGCGUUAUCAUUAGUGGCAGCAUCAAGUUCCUGAGUGAGCUGUGCUUGUCCACAAACAUGUAGCUUCUCAAAAACUUAAUUGGGGUUAAAUGGAAAAUCUUUAUGGUUUGAUGUUUUUGUUCCUUCUAGUAAAUUCCUAUCAAAAUCAUUCAGAAAUUCUAACUACAUUCUAAAUGUGGAAUCUAACAUUUUAUUCUCACUUGCAAAUCACAGAACGUAUAUCAGUCUAGGAUUUUAAAGUGACUUUUCAAUGUUUUUAUAGGUGUUUUUAUAGCCUCUUUGUGGAGUGAUAAUAAAAAUAAUUUUUUAAUGAAAACAUUAAAAUGAAGUUACUGCAAUAGCAAAGAUUAUGCUGUAUUUUUUGUAUGCAAACAUUAAGUUCUUCAUUUGUACACUAUUUGUAAACAGCCACAAUUUCAAUGAGAAUUUAGGGAUGCAGUUUUGCCUCUGAUGGAGUAGAGUUUGAGCAGACAAAAACUUUGCCCUUCUGUUGUAACUGAGACCAAUUUAAGAGGUUUCCAGAGAAACAGGAAAUACCACCCAAAGAUUUGAGAUCUAUGUGUGGUGAAAAUGAUUAGUGAGGGCAGACUACUAAUAAUGAUGUGGCAGUCAGAUACAGACUAAAGGGAACCACCAGGUUCUAUUUAAUAAAUUUUAAGCCUUUGGAAAACCUC